GCUGACCACAUAUCCUAGUCACAAUAGUGGUUAUAAAGAUCCCAUCGAUUCAAAAUCCUUAUCCAGGACCCCUGGGCUUCUGCCUCCCCAGCCACUGGUUAGUUAAUGUUAGCUAACAAGCUAACCUAUCUAUACUGAACAAAAAUAAACGUAACGAUUUUACCGAGUUACAGUUCAUAUAAGGAAAUCAAUCAAUUUAAAUAAAUUACGACUCAAUCUAUUUUCACUUGACUGGGGAUACAGAUAUUCAUCCGUUAGUCACAGAAUUUAAAGAAAAAGGUAGGGGCGUGGAUCAGAAAAUCAGUCGGUAUUUGGUGUGACCACCAUUUCCCUCAUGCAGCAAGAUACAUCACCUUCACAUAGAGUUGAUGAGGCUGGGGAUUGUGGCCUGUGGAAUGUUGUCCCACUCCUCUUCAAUUGCUGUGCGAAGUUGCUGAUAUUGUCGGGAACUGGAACACGCGGUCAUACACAUCGAUCCAGAGAAUCCCAAAUGUGCUCAAUGACUGACAUGUCUGGUUAGUAUUUAGGCCAUGGAAGAAUUGGGACAUUUUCAGCUUCCAGGUAUUGUGUAUAGAUCCUUGCCAUUAGCAGCUAAAACAUGAGGUGAUGUCGGCAGAUUAAUAGCAGGACAAUGGGCCUAAGGAUCCUGUCACAGUAUCUCUGUCCAUUCAAAUUGCUAUCGAUAAAAUGCUAUUGUGUUUGUUGUCCGUAGCCUAUACCUGUCCAUACCAUAACCCCACCAUGGGGCACUCAGUUUACAACGUUGACAUCAGCAAACCGCUUGCCCACACAACACCUUUACACGUCUUCUGCCCGGUUGGACUUAAUGCCAAAUUCUCUAAAAUUACGUUGGAUUCGGCUUAUGGUAGAGAAAUUAGCUUUCAAUUAUCUGGCAACAGCUCUGGUGGACAUUCCUGCAGUCAGCAUGCCAAUUCCAUGCUCCCUCAACUUGUGGCAUUGCUAUGACAACUGCACCUUUUAGUGGCUUUUUAUUGUGCACCUGUGCAAUAAUCAUGUCUAAUCGGCUUCUUGAUAUGCCACACCUGUCAGGUGGAUGGAUUCUCUUGGAAAAUGAUAAAUCCUCACUAACAGGGAUUUAAACAAAUUUGUGCACAAAAUGUGAGAGAAGUAAGCGUGGAUGAAAGAUUUCUGGGAUUUUUUAAAAUUUCAGCUCAUGAAAACAACACUUACAGGUUGCGUUUAUAUUUUUGUUCAGUCCAGAUGUGGUUCUGCCUAGCCCUAGGUCAUGACUCUUAGUUCCAUUAUACGAAGGCGUCUUCUGUAGGGGGGAGUUUUGAUAAGAUCCCCGUCACUCGGUCUGAACAUUAACAUGCAUCGCAUUCGGCAAUAGCAUACGGCAGAUACUACCACUGUGAGAGAAGAGUGGUGGGAGUAGGGCGACGUUGGGAUGCUUGCGUGUCUGUGUGGUGCAGACCAGACAUACAGUGAAGAGGAGUGGCAGCAAUGUUGCCUGGUGUUGGUGUGUUUGGCACAGGGAGUACGGCACGGAUGCUAGUUCCAUUGCUGCGGGGGGAAGGGUUUGAGGUACGUGCGCUCUGGGGGAGAAGCGAGGAGGAGGCAAGAUCCCUGGCGCAGGAGCUGGGCAUUCCGUUUCACACCAGCCAAUCAGACGAUGUCUUAUUGCACCCUGAUGUUGACCUGGUCUGCAUCUACAUCUCACCCCCACUCACACGGCAGAUUGCCGUCAAAGCCCUGGGGAUAGGUAAGAAUGUGGUAUGUGAGAAGGCUGCUACCGCUGUGGACGCGUUCAAGAUGGUGACUGCGGCGCGGUACUACCCCCAGUUGCUGAGCAUUGUGGGUAAUGCUCUGCGCUUCCUCCCGGCAUUCGUAGCAAUGCGGAAGCUGCUGGCAGAGGGAUACGUGGGUGAGCUGCAGGUGUGUGACGCCCGCGUCUAUGGCCCCAGUCUGCUCGAUCAAUCAUACGGCUGGACCUGCGAGGAGCUGAUGGGGGGUGGCGGACUCCACACAGUUGGCUCUACCCUCGUGGACCUGCUGAGUCACCUGAUGGGAGCACGGGCGAUACGGGUGCAUGGCCUUCUCAGGACGUUUGUGCGACAGAAUGGAGCGAUCCACGGGAUCCGCCGAGUCACCAGUGAUGACUUCUGUUUCUUCCAGAUGCUGAUGGGAGGUUCUGGACCUGGGACUGGGUCAGGAGUGUGCUGCACUGUGACUCUGAACUUCAACAUGCCGGGGGCCUUUGUCCACGAGGUGAUGGUUGUUGGGUCAGCAGGGAGGCUGAUUGCCAGGGGGACAGAGCUGUAUGGGCAGCGAAAUGGAGGGAACGGGGAGGAGCUGCUGCUAGGGGACAGCGAAGGGACAGGACAAGAGGUCAAGGAUGUCCCUCUGCCACACCUGCGGGGGCUAGGUUCCAUGGUUAAGGCUCUAAAAGAUGCUUUCCAGGCACAGGAAGAGCGUCGGUCGUGGGCGCGGGGGCCAGUUGCCAUGGCGUCUACGUUUGAGGAUGGGCUGUAUGUGCAGACGGUGGUGGAGGCGGUGAAACGGUCAAGCCGCAGCGGAGAGUGGGAAAGUGUGGAGGUCAUGACACAGGAACCAGAUCCCAACCAAAACCUCUGUGAGGCGCUGCAGAGAAACAAGAACUGAGUACUCGUUUAUAUACACACAUACAGCCUCUAUGGCCUGUCCUGAGGAGACUGUCCCCUAUCAACUACUACCCUGUGUCUGGUGACCUCUUCCGUGCAUAAGGGCCACACUCAAAGCCACAGCAUCCUGUCCUGCAAGCAGCCACAGCCAGGCAGACUGGUGGGCACACCUUCUACUUGAUGUCAACUCUUCUUCUCAGCUGAGUUAUUGUGUGUGCAUGCCUGUGUGUUUUUUUUUUUACAUUUUCCAGCCAAUCCGACCCUAGUUCACCUUACCCACACACAUUCCUGUCUAAUCAGUGAACACCUUGAAGGAGGAAGUGUUAAGUAUUCACACUACAGUUUCUCACUGUGCCUCACUACUUCUGCUGAUGUAAGAAAUGUUUGGAGUUGUUUACAUACAUGUCACAGAUGAAAUGUAGGAUUAUCUCUUAUACAUGUGUACUAUACACAAACUGUUACUUUUAAAAGAGUAACUUACUAACUCAAGAAUUUCAUAACAAAUCUAACUUUACAACUUCUCGUAGAGUUUACAAGAAGGUGCGUAUCAUCAUCAGACUGCCAUCACAGCAGAGUUACUCAUAUGCAACCGCCCUUGACUUUCAGUUAUUUGAUGUAUAUUUUAUUAUAUUGCUUGUUGAUCCCAUAUUCCAUAUCAGCAUUUCCUGCACUGCUAAAAUGCUACUACAACCUCUGCUGUGUACAAGCCUGUGAAUAGAAUGUGUCUGACUAUAUGGUGGAAAGACUACUGUAUUUAUUUCUUUUUUACUUUUGCGUUUUACUAAGAAGGCUGUAUGCUUUUUAUUUAAGUAAUAUGUGUUCAGGAAGUGGAAAUGUGUCUAAUAAGCUAUAAGUUUGUUAAUGAAUAUUUAUAUUUUGUGUUUUUAAGAUAUCAUUUCAGUUUUACUUGGUGUUAUCACUGUUACACACAAUACCUGUGAUUUUGUUUUCAGUGGGGGGGACAGCGGCUGUGAAAACAUACUGUGCUCUCGUGUUACUUCCCAAGUUAAUAAAUAUCUCAGUCUUA
Messenger RNA from Oncorhynchus nerka (sockeye salmon), 3648 nucleotides. RefSeq names its product glucose-fructose oxidoreductase domain-containing protein 2-like. Gene Ontology annotation, molecular function: nucleotide binding. The transcript has 3 exons. The coding region runs from base 1465 to 2622 and encodes 385 amino acids. NCBI's taxonomy places the organism in Eukaryota, Metazoa, Chordata, Actinopteri, Salmoniformes, Salmonidae. The record is from RefSeq and is a predicted model, not a curated record.